Aedes albopictus (Asian tiger mosquito) is the source of this 789-nucleotide messenger RNA. RefSeq names its product lazarillo protein-like. Gene Ontology annotation, cellular component: cytoplasm. The transcript is spliced from 3 exons. Gene Ontology annotation, biological process: response to reactive oxygen species; lipid metabolic process. The record is from RefSeq and is a predicted model, not a curated record. Gene Ontology annotation, molecular function: pigment binding. Lineage: Eukaryota; Metazoa; Arthropoda; Insecta; Diptera; Culicidae. Bases 95 to 742 code for a protein of 215 amino acids.
GAUACCAGUCGUUGAUUGCAGUCGAUAAGGAACGGAACUGUUUGAUUCUCGUCUUUAUUUUUUUUUUUUGGUUUUUUGAAAAGUGGAAAUCAAUAUGCGUACGGUGGUAUUUUUCAGUGUGGCUUGUUCUGUGUUUCUGAGUAAAAUAGAUGGCCUAGAUGUGCAAGGACCAUGCCGUAAUCUAGCAGUGGAAAAUCAAUUUAAAGUGGAUCAGUACAUGGGAACCUGGUACGAGGUAAAACGCUAUGAAAAUGAAAACCAACCGAGCGGAGAUUGUGUGACCGCACAGUACACCCUCAAUUCAACCUCCAUGGAAGUAGCCGUUGAAAACACCAUGAAGCUUCUACCGAACCAAUCGCCAUUGGUAGCAUAUGGUCAAGCAGUUCUCGCCAGCGCCACCAGUACCGAAGCCAAACUGUUGGUACGGUUCAACAGCACCCCGGAGAGCACACCUAGUUCCAACUACUGGGUGCUAAAGACUGACUAUCAGCAGUAUGCCAUCGUGUGGUCCUGCCAUGCCAAUGGGGAAAAUUCAACCGAAUCUGCCUGGGUUCUAUCGCGGAAUCCUGUGAUGAAUGCGGAGUCCAAAACCAUCGUGGAGAGCCUCAUCAACCAAUACCUGAAGCAGGAGUCUUUCCGUGACACCAAACAGGGUGACGAGUUUUGCAGUAGUGCAACGAUGGUCAAAAUUUCAAAUAUAUUGUUGCUUGUUUAUGUGCUAUUAUCCCUUGCAAAGUUUUAGUUUGUUGUAUAAUUAGGAGUGUGAUUAAAACCAUAUUUCAUAAAAAA